CUCCAACAAGAAGCCAAACACCAACAACAAACAACACGACCACCACCUUCUUCAAAUACACCACCCACCAGCCCAAGGACAGCUCUCAGACUUUGUUCAAGGACCGCUGGUGCUGAGGAAUAGGCAGGUGCCACAUCAGCACACCCAACGCGGAGGGGAAAGCCAUGGCGAGCGCAGGCGACAUUGCAGCCGCAGCGCUGAAAAGCGCCGUCAAGGCGGCGUUUGUCACAAAGACAAAGCACGUCACCCACGUGGAGAAAGACAAGCGCCGCGAUGUUGUGCUGGCGCUGCACCAGGCAUCCCUCCACCUCAUCGCCCCAAAAGGAGGCAAAAUCGAGACCACCAUGCACAUCCUUGAUGUCAUCUCCAUCAACGCCGUCACCCACGGCAACGAACAGGCCAUUCGCAUCACUGGCAUGAACCAGGAGUGGCUUCUGGCCAACGUUGAAGCUCAGCCGUCUGUGUUUGUGACGGCCAUCUACGCACUCCUGAGGCGCAUCUUCCCGCACGCGUCCCUCAGCAACAUCCUCAACUGCAACAUUCCCGCAAAGAUCCCACGCGUUUCCACAGACACGCCACAGCCAUGCGGCGGGUUUGUAAAGGCAUUCAAGGUGGCGUGCGACUACCACGGCAUCGGCAGCAUCUUUCCCGGGAUGGAGGAGCUGAUUGAGCGCUACCACACCUCUCGCCAACGCGAGUUUGUUGCCGACGACUUCCACCUCUUGCAGGAUGGCUUUGCGCCCGCGCUCAUCACCGCCCUUCUGCACAACUCGUGGUUCACCUCCGUCGUCAUCAAGAACGUCAAACUGUCCACGGAGACGUUGGAUGCGUUGGUGUCGCUGGUUCGUCGCACGUGCCACGUGCAGCGGCUGACGCUGCGCCACAUCCAGGCCGACACCAAGUUUUGGUCCCGCCUCUGCCACGCCCUCGGCAGCAACAGGCGCCAGUCCAUCAGCCACAUCGACUUUAGCGAAAACAGCCUGGGCGACGGUGUUGUACUUGAGCUGGCCGCGUCCAUCGAGACGCUGAUCCUGGGUGUGCGUGAACUGCAUCUCGCGUCUGUCGGCAUGUCCUCCAAGGCCGCCGCGCCGCUUGCCCGCGCCCUCUGUGCAAACAAGCGCUCCGCAACCAGUCUUCAGAUCAUUGACGUCAGCGGAAACAACAUCGGGCAGGAUGGCGUGACGGCGGUUGCGGACCUGUUGUCCGGCAGCAAUGUGCUGAGUCACCUUGACGUGUCGAACACGGGAUGCAGCCUUGAAGCCGUGCUGACCACGCUUGGCACGUCCAUCUUUGAACACCUCGCUGUGCUCAAGCUCGCCGACUGCAAGUUCUCAGCAAGGAAAACGACGCGGCUGCAGCCGAAUGCGAUUGCGUUUUUCCAGCGGUCGCCGUGCCUGACGCACCUCUCCCUCGCAGGUUGCAAGUUGCCCAAGGACGCCCUCAAGGCCAUUCUCGAUGCGCUGGCGGACAACCCGCUGCUGUCGAACGUGUCGCUCAACCUCGCGCACUGCGACCUUGGCAGCGACGAUGGGUGUGUGGACGUCAUCCACCACACGCUGCCGCGCCUCGCAUGCGUCGUGGCCCUGGACAUCAGCGCAAACGACUUUGGCGACACGGGCCUGUCCAGGCUGAUUGGUGCCGCUUCCUCCAACAGCAAAACACUCAGGCGCUUGGACGUUAGCCACAACCUCGGCAAGGCGAAGACGGCGGAGAAAACGCUCAUGGCGCUGCGCACGCUCUUCCAGGGAUCUCUGGGCAUUGCCGAGCUCGAUCUGAGCCAUCUCAAGCUGAAGACGGACUUUUGUAAGAUCCUGCCCGCACUGGGACACAACACCACCAUCGAGUGGCUGGACGUGUCUGGAAACAUGCUUGGGGACUGCGGUAUUCGCCAGGUCGCCAGCAUGCUCCACUACAACCAGACGCUGGAGGAAGUGCGGAUGGACGAGAACGGCGUAUCUGAGACGGGGCUGCGCGAGAUUGCGUCCGCACUGCGCACGAACAAGACACUCAAGCGCUUUCCCCUGCCGUUCAACGACAUUGGCUCGGCCCUGUCCAAGGCAUCCCCGUCCCUCGUCGCCACCCUCAAUGACAUCCAGGCCUCGCUCGCGCAGAAUCACAGUCCCUCGCGCCACCUCUCUGCUGCCAAGACGACGGUGGUGGCCGACUCAUCAUCGUCGAAGGCGCGGUUGCUGGCCACGCUCGUUGACCAAGUCUCCACCGUGUGCGAGGAUGGCCAAGAGAAGGACGAGGCGCUGGCAAACGCAUCGACUACCGUCCGCGCUUCCGGCACCGUCUUUAAAGUGCAACGCGAGCUUGAGGAGACGUUGACGGGCGAGCUUGCCCACAAGUUUGCCGACUUUGGUGGCGACCUCGCCGCCUCCCUCAGCACCAUGCUCAACACAAGCGUGCAGGAGCUCUACGCUGCCACAGAGGCCGCUGCUGGCGAGAGUCUUGACGAUCUGUUCCGCCCAACCAAGGAGGACCACGACACCCUCUGCAAGGAGCUCGUGGUGACUGCGGUUGCUGACUCUGCCUGCAACCACGUCAUGAACGCCGCCGCACAGCAGGUGAGCACCGCUGCGGAGAACGUGACGGACUUCAUCAUCAACCGCGCUGUCCAGCGUCUCCGCGCCAUCCUCAUCGCCCGCGAUGCGUCGGGUGUCGAAAACGUCGAGGAGUUGCCUGAGAUCAAGCAGGCGCGCCAGAAAACCCACAGCGUGCGCAUCACCGACCUCACCAUGUCAAUCGAUGUGAAGAACGAGGCGCCUAUUGGGUUUGAGCUGCCGCCCGCUGAUGCGGGCAAGGCGUCCAACAACCCGCAGCUGCACCACGCCAACAAGGGCCGUCCGCGCCACGGUGGUCGACGCCCGCCAACACGCCAGCGCCGUGCACGCGGCGAGGACGAGCAGGGCAAUGCAUCGACGAGCGCAACGGUGUCGCGCACAACGUCAUCCACAGCCGUGACGGCGCCAACAGCCGCACCACGCAAGCCACCACCAAGCGAGGCGCCUCGCGUUGCAAUGCGUCCACCGCCACCAUCGCGCUCCCCACCAAAGCGCACGUCUGUGGUGGACGAGGAAGCAGGCAGCGAGGCGACAGCAGCAGCACCGCAGGCGCCACAGCCGAAGCCGCGCCCAGCCCCGCCGAGCAGGCCGCCAGCAAGCAAGGCACAGCAGCCGCCAGAAAAGGAGGAAGAGAAGAAGGACAAGGCCGGUGCUGAGGAGGAGGGCGAAGGCAAAACAAAGCGCAAGAGUGGGCUGCUUGGGCGCCUGUUCAAGUCAGCGUCCAAGUCACAUGACAUUGCCGAGCCAGAGGAAAAGGAGGAGGAGAAGGCAGAGGCCGAUGCUGGUGCUGCUGGUGGUGAGAAGACGAAGAAGACAAGCGACGAGUCGACUGAGGCGGCAGCGACAGCGGAGGAGCCAGCGGACGCGCCCACCGCAGACGCAGCCAAGAGCGGACCCAGCAGCAAGCGGGCAAGCGUUGCUGCAGCGCCUGUGGGCUCGGAGGAAGCCACUGCCAUUGAGGCAGCGACAGCAGGCAGCAGUGCUGGUGACGAGGCAGACAAACAGAAGGCUGAUGGUGAGGAGAAGGGGGGAGAGGAGAAGGAGAAGGCCAAGGAGCCGAUGCCCGCUGCGAAGCCCAAGGGCGUGGUGGGUGGCAUUCGCCUGCUGCCGCCAUCGGCGCUCAAGCCGUCCGCCGCCAAGGUGCACGCCCGCCUGUCAGCGCGCUUGGAGGGCGAGGACGAAGACGGGGACAAGGCCAAGGACGAAGAAAGGCAGAAGAACAAGGUUGAAGACAAGACGGAGGCAGCAGAAGCAGCGGGGUUUGACGAGAAGGAGGCGGAAACGGAGACUGGAGCAGCGGAGGAGAAGGAAGAGGAAGAGAAGGAAGACAGCGGGGCUGCUCGGAACGGCACGCACGAUGUUGUUGCUGCUGGCGCUGGUGAUGAAGGCGAGGAAGAGAAAGCACAGGGGACACAAGAGGAGCCUCCGGUCGCCACGGAUGCGAAGAAGGAUGAAGAAUCCACUGCCGCCCAGCACGAUGAGCAAGAAGAAAAGCAGGAGGAAGAGGGGACGGCAGCAGCAACAGGGGCUGAAGAGGAGAAGAAGCACGGGGAAGAAGAAGAAGAAGAACAGCAACAACAGGAGCAGGCAGACGCGGCUGCUGAAGACGUUAAGGAACCAUCCUCCGAGGAGCCAGCGGCAACAACGGAGGGAGAAAAGGAGGAGGAGAAGCUCGAAGCACAGGAGACUAGCGGUGCUGCUGAAGAGGAAGAAGGCGGUGAUGAUGGUGCGACCGAGGAGGUAUCGGAGCAGCAAGCAGCGCCAGCGCCGACGGGGAAGGCGCAGGAAGGUGAAGUGCCUCAACAGCAGGAGAAGAUGCCACAAGAGGAGGAAGGUGAAGGUGAAGGUGAAGGUGAAGGUGAUGAGUUGCCGCCACCACCCGAGAGUGCACCACCACCACCGCCGCCACCAGCGGCAGUGCAGGCUGAAGAGCCACAGCAGGAAGCAGCAGACGAGCCCCCGCAGCAGCUGCCGCCGCCGCCACCACCGGGCGUGCCGGUCUCUGUUGACGGUGAUGACGACGCACUGCCCCCACCACCGCCGCCAGCGAAGCUGCUGUCGGACACCUCGCUCCUCGGGGAGACACAGGUGGAUCGCACUCCUUCCAAGACGUCCCUCACACACACGGCGUCACGGACGAGCGUGGCGUCCACCAUCUCCAACGAUGAAGCGUGGGACAGCAAACCUCCGCUGGCUGCCGAAAAGCCUGCACCGCCCGUGUCGCCAGCCAAGCCCAAGCCGCGUCCACCUCCACGCGGCGGCGUGGCUGCUCCUCCUCCAACAGCGGCCAAGACAGCCGCCGCACCACCGCCCGCGCCCGCGCCCAAGCCAAAGCCAAAGCCUAAGCCGCCCGUGCGCGCCAAGUCCACCGCGCUGUCCGUGGACGAGUCCUCUUGAAGCUUGCGCGAUCACACCUCUCACAUAAAGACGCACAUGCCCAGCUGGCGGGGGAUUGUGCUCUGUGUUGUCGACACGUUGCACCGUUGUUUCAUUCUGCUAUAGCUUCUUGCUGAUGUUGCCGUUGCUGUCUGUAGUGUUGUUGGUACCUUGACGCUGAUAGUGGUGCUGGUAGUGCCUUGAUGUUGGUGGUGUUGGUGGUGCCAUUGUUUUUCUUUCUUGCCUGGUGAUGUUGUUUGCACUCGUGCACAUGCCAGUGUGCCCGCAUGUUAGCGCGCGGUUCCAUGUGUCAUCCAACGUGACUUGUCUGCCCUUUGUUUCCAUUGAUGUGUGUGUGUGUGUGUGCGUUUGUUUGUUCAUCUCAUGCUUUCCCGUUUCUGUCCAGCUGGAGGCCUUGUUUCGUUUCGCUGUCCUUUCCGUCUCAACAGCAGUACAGCCCUGCCACACUGAA
Messenger RNA from Salpingoeca rosetta, 5412 nucleotides. RefSeq lists its product as uncharacterized. Gene Ontology annotation, cellular component: plasma membrane; lamellipodium. Gene Ontology annotation, molecular function: protein binding. The record is from RefSeq and is a predicted model, not a curated record. Bases 165 to 4961 code for a protein of 1598 amino acids. The transcript is spliced from 22 exons. Gene Ontology annotation, biological process: cell migration; regulation of Arp2/3 complex-mediated actin nucleation. NCBI's taxonomy places the organism in Eukaryota, Choanoflagellata, Craspedida, Salpingoecidae.